This is a messenger RNA of Ilyonectria robusta, 874 nucleotides long. RefSeq lists its product as uncharacterized. The record is from RefSeq and is a predicted model, not a curated record. The transcript has 2 exons. Bases 197 to 748 code for a protein of 183 amino acids. NCBI's taxonomy places the organism in Eukaryota, Fungi, Ascomycota, Sordariomycetes, Hypocreales, Nectriaceae.
GGGUUGUCGAACCCGAAGAAACCGACCAACGGCCGAAAAGCCAGCCCUACAGAACGACGACUCCUCGUCCCAAACGCGACGCAAGGCAUACGCACUGCUUGCAAGGCACAACCAAUGUUCGCCCUCAUCGGGCAUCCAUCGUAUCUCGUACCCUCCGCCCAUUGGCCGCAGCACCAUCUUCGAAAACCUCUACGUUAUGUGGCCUCGUGCUCGCCUUGCCUGUUUGGGGGAUGAUGCUGCGAGGCCUGUUCCCAGCCAGCGACCCUUGCACAACGCUGCAUCCUCAGCCGUCGGCGCCGCGCUGAUUGGACCGUUUCCACGUACCAGCGUGUCCUUAGAUCGCUCUCGCACCGGUACGAAAUACGACGAGGGUUUGCUGCCCCACUCCGGCCGCCAGCGAUGCUUAUUCCCCGGGCGGGUUGGGAUGAUUGCGUCGUUGCGGCUCACCCCCGGGCCCGAGGCGCGGAUGUGCGACAAGGUGUAUAUAAGUCAUCGUGGCGAGUCUCUGCUGGAUCUUGGAUUCUUGGAUAUCCUCUCAUCCUCACUCUGUUGUGCACAAUCCAGUUUCUGUUGCAAAUCUGAAUUAGUGCAAGCCAUCUGCACUAGCAAGUCAAGAGGUUGUCAGCAAUCGGAGGGUUCUGGUCCGGCUCCGUGUCCGACUCCGUUCUCGUGGACAACUUCACCCAUCUUUCUUGUUCGGCCCUCGACGCCACAGCGCAUUUGCAAAGACUCUCGGGUCGAGCAUUAAUGACUCGGAACACGACCGCAACCCCAAACGGAGGAAGUGACAAGAUGCCAGCCAUCGCCACUCCCAAGGUCUUGCCGGCUACGAAACCGGGCCAGUCAUCAAGCACCUCGACCUUUAACGUCAAGU